This is a messenger RNA of Nyctereutes procyonoides (raccoon dog), 6429 nucleotides long. It is a transcript of the gene FANCC, whose product is annotated as FA complementation group C. The transcript is spliced from 16 exons. Gene Ontology annotation, cellular component: Fanconi anaemia nuclear complex. The coding region runs from base 417 to 2144 and encodes 575 amino acids. The record is from RefSeq and is a predicted model, not a curated record. Gene Ontology annotation, biological process: interstrand cross-link repair; cellular response to oxidative stress; nucleotide-excision repair. NCBI's taxonomy places the organism in Eukaryota, Metazoa, Chordata, Mammalia, Carnivora, Canidae.
CGCGCGGGCGCCGCGCUCCACUGUCGAGCUACCGCGGGAAAAUUCCAAAAACGUCAAACAAAACAAAACACCAGUACGAGGCAAAGCCAAAUUCGCAAGCCACAGAACCCGGGCGGAGGCGUCCUUUCUGCCACUACCCAAACUGCUGAAGCCGCUCUGGCGCAGACCACCCGAUCUGAUUUGUUUAUUUGAGAGAGAAAGAGAGAGAGAGAGGAUGAGAGAAAACAGAAGUGGGAAGGAGAUGGAGAAGCAGGCUUCUGCCUGAGCAGGAACCCAGUGCGGGACUCGAUUCUAGGACCUUGGGAUCAUGACCCAAGCUGAAGGCAAGCUCUCAACCACAUUUGAUGUGUACUCAUGUUUCCUUCAGUGCUUGGUAGGCCACUGUGAGGGUCCAUCACCUUUUCUCUUUUUCCAAGAUGGCUCAAGAUUCCGUAGACUUUUCUUCUCAUUAUCAGUUUUGGAUGCAGAAGCUUUCUGUGUGGGAACAUGCCUCUACUUCGGAAACCCAGCAAGAUACCUGCUUUCACCUGCCUCGAUUUCAGGAGUUCUUGAGGCAGAUGUAUGAAGUCUUGAAAGAACUGAAUUCAAGUACAAUCAUCGAAAGAUUCCCCACAAUUGGUCAACUGUUGGCAAAAACUUGCUGGAAUCCUUUUAUCUUAGCAUUUGAUGAAAGCCAAAAAAUUCUAAUAUGGUGCUUAUGUUGUCUAAUUAAUAAAGAACCACAGAAUUCUGAAGAAUCUAAACUUAACUCCUGGACCAGGGGGUUGUUAUCUCAGAUACUUUCGGCAUUCAGAUUUGAUACAAAAGAAGUUGAUCUUUUUAUUCAAAGUCUUGGAUAUACACCUGAAGAUUACUGUCCUGGUUUGCUUAAAAAUAUGGUUUUAUCAUUAGUGUCUGAACUCCGAGAGAAUCAUCUUAAUGGAUUUAACACUCAAAGGCGAAUGGUUCCUGAAAAAAUAAGGUUCCUGUCACGAAUUUGUAUACCACUUGUAACUCUGCCAGAUAUUGAACCACUGGUAGAAGCUCUGCUCACCUACCAUGGACAUGAAACACAGGAAGUGCUCUGGCCUGAGUUCUUUGAUGCUGUGAAUGAGGCCUUUCUGCUGAAGAAGAUUUUUCUCCCUACGUCAGCUGUAGUCUGCCUCUGGCUUCGGCACCUUCCCAGCCUUGAAAAAGCAACACUGCAUCUGUUUGAAAAGCUAAUCUCUAGUGAGAGAAAUUUCCUGAGAAGGAUCGAAUACUUUUUGAAAGAUUCAUUGCUGCCUGAAGCAGCCUGCCACCCUGCCAUAUUCAGAAUUGUUGAUGAAAUGUUCAGGUAUGUACUCCUGGAAACCGAUGGAGCCCCAGAGGUACUAGCCGCUAUUCAAGUGUUUACACAGUGCUUUGUGGAAGCUCUGGAAAAGAAAAACAAGCAGCUGAAGUUUACACUCAAGACCUACUUUCCUUAUGCUUCCCCAUCUCUCGUCAUGGUGUUGCUCCAACACCCAAAAGAGAUCCCACAGGAACUGUGGCUUCAGACACUGAAACAUAUUUCUGAAAUGCUCAGAGAAAUAGUUGAAGACCAAACGCACCGGUCCUACGGAGGUCCCUUUGAGUGCUGGUUUUUGUUCAUUCACUUUGGAGGAUGGGCUGAUAUUGCGGCUGAGCAGUUAGUGAUGUCAGAAACUGAAUCCUCUGAGGCCCUGCUGUGGCUCUUGGCAUUCAGCUACAGCCCACGUGACGGGAGUCUGCAGAGAGCCCAGACCAUGGUGGAGUUAAAAGCAGUGCUCAUCCACCUUAAGAAGCUGUUCAGAAGUCCAACUCUCUCAGCCAAGGAUCUACAGGCAGUAGCUGCAGAGAGCCCAGACAGAGACCCCAGACCAGCUUUGUGUCAACAGCUGAGCAGGCGCCUCCUCCUGAACUUCCUGCUCUGGGCUCCUGGAGGCCAUGCCAUUGCCUGGGAAGUCAUCACCCUUGUGGCUCCAACUGAUGAGAUAACCCAUGAGAUUAUUGGCUUUCUUGACCAGACCUUGUACAGAUGGGAUCAUCUCUGUGAGGAUGCCCCAAGGUCAAGAAAACUGGCCCGAGAGCUCCUGGCAGAGCUGCACGCGUCUAGUACGAGCCCGUUGAAUGUGGGCCGUGGUUGCAGGGACCAGGAUCCCUGAGGGCUAUAGAGACAAUGGUGAGCCUGCUUCUUCGUGGAACAAGUCGUGAGAAUGAACCAUAGACAUCUUGGCAAGAUCUGCUCGUACAUAUUUUAUGAAGUGAGAAGACAGAUUCUUUAGCCCAAGCCCAGUCCAGUUUAUUAUUCAUGACUGGAUUGUGCCUUGAGCAUUCCCUCCCCACUCUGCCUAGCUGUCGGAGAAUCACUAAAGGAAAGGCUUAGAUAGAACAGAUUUUUAUUUGUUUUCCCUUAUAUGAAACCAAGACACACAACCAUUAUUUGAGUAGUUCAAAGUCUUUGGACCAAGAAAUGGAUCACGAACUACUGAUCAUUUAAAAAAGUAACUUAGUCCUUUUCCACAGGUCUCUUUUUUCAUAAGUCACGGUAUUGUUACUGGUGGUCCUUUUGAUCCAUAGAGAUUUGAGAUAAAACCAUACUGUUUUGGUUCCCUAAGAAAUUCUUCAGCAAGGAGUUUCUCGGGCACUUGAGAGAGGAAGCAGAGCCCACUCAAGAUUGCUGGCAAAGUGGUAAUGACCGGGGACCACUGCUCAGCAUUGGGCACAUGAGCAGCCCUGCUGUGGAGAACAACACUGCCUGGCAAUGAAAUAAAGUCAGUUUCCGUGAUAACUCUAUUUGCUAAUCACUGCCACCAGAGGAGCUCAUGUGACUUCAAAGAUGGCUGACAGGGGACAGUAUAGAAUAUGUUCUGGAAGCAUUAGAAGAGAUUAUGUAUCAGUUGUCUGGUUAACCAAAGUGGGAAUUAGAAUUUUUAUUUUUAAGGCUUUACUUAUUUGAGAAAGAGAGCAUGGGGGGGUGGGGCCAACGGACCAGGAGUAGUAGACUUCUGCCUCCAGAUGCAGGGCUCAAUCCCAGGACCCUGAGAUCAUGACCUAACACAGAUGUUUAACCAACUGAACCACCCAGGUGGCCUCAGAAUUAGAAUUUUCUAAUGAAUCGGUAACCCCAAUAUUUACUUCAUAUCAAUUGAAAAAAAUUUCCCCCUUUCAUGUUCAUUCUUAAUAUGCAUUGAUGAUGUGCUCUUCUGUGUGCAGUCUGGUGGUUGAGUCAGUCAGGAUUUUUUUUUUUAAGAUUUUAUUUAUUUAUUCAUGAGAGACACAGGGAGAGAGGCAGAGACGCAGUCAGAGGGAGAAGCAGGCUCCAAGCAAGGAGCCUGAUGUGGGACUCGAUCCCAGGUCUCUAGGAUCAUGCCCCGGGCCAAAGGCGGUACUAAACCGCUGAGCCACCCAGGCUGCCCAAGUCAGUCAGGAUUUUAUGUCCACUUUGGUUUAUGUCUGAGUAAUCUGUGAAUUUCCCUUAGUUUGGGCUCCUGUUUGAGGUCUGAGUAACAUUUUGUUGAAUCAGAAGUUGUGGUUUUAGGGACAUUACUGUUUUGGUAUAUGGCUCUACCUAAGAUCUGAAAUAUUCAGGAACUUUUGACCUUGAGCCUACCUUUUGAGGAAUGGUAUAGUUUGAGUAAUGUUCUGGUAAAGUGCCAUCAACGUAACUCCCACCAUUAUUACUUUAAUGUAAAAAGUCUUUAUCAAAAUGUGUAGUCGUUGAAAAAUUAGUUGUAGGCUUCGCUUGGAGUCAAGGACGUCUCUUUUGUGCUGUUGGCCAUGGAAGCUUUGACCAACCUCUGUGGUCGUGAGUAACCCUGAGAGUGCAUACCCACCAGGAAUCAAACUCCUGUUGUGGGUGUGCUCCACUGGAAACCCAUUCAUGCUGUUUUCCACAGCAAACAAUAUCAGCAAGACUGUUAUCCACCUCAGACUGUUGAUGCUGCAUUUCUGAAAGGUUCCUUCCUGUCCUGACCUUACCUCAGCCUGUUUGUAGUAUCUCCAAUUCCUGUACAAAGCAUCUCAGUUCUGCAGGCCUUGGAGUCAGACCUGUUUGAGUCGGCACCUGAGCAGACAAUCUGAUCUGGCAAAGCUUUCAUCUUCAUCCCCGUGAACUCCAGUGUCUGGAGUGACCCCUCCCUGAUGGUGAAGACUUUCAUCAAGUGGAUGACAGGUGCUGGUCAGUUUGCUGAUUUUACGUUCUCCCCUUGCCUUUUCCCGUCUUGAUAAGGUCACUAGCAGGGGGAGAGGUGCUCCAUAGGGGGGACCUAGGGAAGCAAGAAUGUUCCCCAAACUGGAGAGGUAGCUGCAGAGCUCCCUGACAGGCCCUGGGCUCCAAUUGUGGGCACAUGGCGACCACCUAGAAGGAGUGACCACAUCAUUCCGUCACUUCUCAGAGUGGGAGCACACAGUGGAAGGGCAGGGAGCGACAGUGUACCCCUGCUCUCUCUACCCCGGCAAGCCUGUACCCAGCUGCCACCAGAGCAAAACCCGUUCAGGGCAGAGACACUCAGGGGCGGGCUGGAAAGUAGUUAGUAAACCCCACCUCCUCAUCCAGUUGCCUUGGAUUUGGAGGAAAGUCUGGUCACGUGGGUUCUUUCCAGUUUUUUAAGUGCACAGGGGUAGGGCCAUAACUAGAACUGGGCCCUGGUGAGUAUGCCCGUCAGGGCCAGGAGCAGAAGGGUCUUGUGAGCUGGUGGAGAACUAAGAGCAUCAAGGCUGAAGGCGCCCAUCAAGCAGCAGGGUGGAGACCUGGAGGCUAUGUGGGGUUUACUAGACUGGGUUUCUUUCCACCAUAGAGUCCGUGGCAGGCAGGUUCUUCCGCUUCCACUGGCAUAAUGUCCAGUGGCGAGGAAGAUGCCUGAUGGUCUCACACACAGAAAACCUGGAAAGGUGGCUCAUUAAGCCCCUGCACAAUGUCAUAGCUUGGGGCCAGCUUCGGUACAGGUCUGGCUUUUCUCCACGUAAAAGAAAGCUGCCAAGCCCAGACUUUCCUGAUAGCCUCCAAGAAGGAGAAGACAGCAGGGUCUCCUGUUGCUCCCAGACCCUGACACACCCACCACCGUGGAAUAGGGCCUGCCACUGCCCUGGCGCAAAGACCAUGGCAGCUUGCUCAGGACCCUAACGAGCUUUGAGCUUCGGGGUCUUCCACUUCCUGGCCCCUCCCAGGAGAGGCCCCAGCCCCGCGCUCCUGUGAUCGUCUGUUUUUGUAAAAUUUGUAAAUAGAAUCUAAUUGCAACUAGCAGGGGUGUCUCUGUGCACUCUUGCUGUCCUCUUCUCUUUGGCCAGUGCAGGGCUGACCUUGGGCACCCCUGGGAUCCAGCAGAGGGGAAUCGGGGUUCAACAUCCCUUCAGCCUCUAGUGAAGUUACUAUGAAGGGAGAGCUUCCAAGAACACAGGCCCAGGGGCCCUGGCUCGGCAGAUGUCAUGUGGCCUGUGCCACCUGAGGCAUGCAGGAGCACAGGAUGGGCUGUGAGAGGCUGUGGGGAUACUUCUAAGACCUCUAGCUUAGGUCUGGGAUGAACCUGACAGAGGUUUUCAGAGGUCUGACCACAGCUCUAGAAGGAUCGGUUACCAAUAGCAAGCUAAGAAGCUGAGAGAAAUGUCUUAAUAAUGAAGUUUUUGAUAAAGUGUGCUAGAGAAACUGAAAUAUGUGAAUCACUGUCCCUGUGAGGUGAUCAAAGCAGACAGUGCUGCUGAAAACUGGGGAGAAAAGGCAUUACCGACCACCUGUUCAUGCAGAGGCUGUCACUUGCAGUUUGUGAUGUAUGGAAUCGGUUAGCUUUUUAAAAUUUGUCAUUUAUUGGGACGCCUGGGUGACUCAGUGGUCAGUGGUUGGGCAUCUGCCUUUGGCCCAGGUCAUGAUCCUAUGGUUCUGGGAUCGAGUCCUGCAUUGGGCUCCCCGCAGGGAGCCUGCUUCUCCCUCUGUCUAUGUCUCUGCCUCUCUGUGUCUCUGAUGAAUAAAAUCUUUUUUUUAAAGUCAUUUUUUGUAUUAUAAAUAGGUACAUUAUUCCUAAUUUUGUAUUCAUUAAAUACCAAAACCUUUCUCAGAAAAAGCUUCCCUUCACUACCCAAUUAUGGAAGCUUAUAGCCAUGCAGUCUAUAUCAAUCUGCCCUUGGAAAAGACCAAUGAUGGUGUAUCCUGUGGGCCUGGGAGUCUUGCCAUCAGAUACCUAAAAACAGGUCCUACUACCAGGGAAGAAGGGCUAGGCCUAUGAGGGGUGGUCUGCAGGGGCUGCUGGAACCAAAGCACAUGACUCAUACCCAUCUUUUUUUAGCUAGACUGAAAUCCUCCCGCUGAGUGUGAAGGGAACGCCCUUUAUAUUCUUCUUCCCCGUCUGUGGAGCAGGGCUCGUCCACAGAGCACAGCCCACAUGAGCCACGCUUUCACAGGCUUCCCUAGGGGUCAUGGAAUGGAACGACCUGGCUCCAUUCGGUGGCACCUCUAGG